AUGGGGUGGAUCACAUUCGCGUCGGCCAUCAACUGCUACACGUGCAGCAGCGUGAACGGCACGAACCCGAACUGCCACGACCCGUUCCACCCGGCGCACGCGCGCUACGUGGUCGACUGCACCGUGCCCAAGGACGGUCACGUGGGACGCUUCCCCGCGCACUUCUGCGUCAAGGUCGUCGGCAGGACCUUGGACACCAACAUCGAGCUGGUGAUCAGGAUCUGCUCCCUGGAGACUAUGGACAAUUCGUGUGGCGUCUUCCGGUAUGGGAACGACGUCCUGCGCGGUUGCAUCUUGACGUGCAACAACGACGGCUGCAACGCGGCACCGCCCCGUCUACGAGGCCACGCCUACGCGGGUUUGCUGCUCCACUUCCUAUUGGCCGCCCUUGCCUCUUCCAGUAAAGUGCCGCUGACGUAUCCCCCGUGAUGGCCGGACUGCAUAUAGUGAGCGAGAGAUGCGCGAGUUCACUCCCCCCACAAGACUGUAGCCGAUCCAGCGCCGCAUGCUCCGAAUGACGCCCUAGAGUCUUGCAUCUGUUGUGUAUCACUCACUUAGCCUUGG
Molecule: messenger RNA, 564 nt
Organism: Rhipicephalus microplus (southern cattle tick)
Lineage: Eukaryota; Metazoa; Arthropoda; Arachnida; Ixodida; Ixodidae
Product: UPAR/Ly6 domain-containing protein bou
Biological process (GO): sleep; positive regulation of voltage-gated potassium channel activity; regulation of synaptic transmission, cholinergic
Source: RefSeq, a predicted model, not a curated record